GGAAGGGUACGAUCCUUCCAAAAAAUGGUGCCGUUCAAUCAACUCUUCAGAUUGCUCUAUUCAUUGUUUAUACCUGCCAUGAUAUUAAGUGGAGGUUUAUUUCUCUGUCUGUUGCUUCUACUCUAUGGUUUACGAUUCUGGCUUCAACGACAGAGAAAUCUGCUAAUGCCUCCAGAGAAUGAUGGGAAAAGGCCACUUGUAGUUGCAUUUUUCCAUCCAUAUUGUAAUGCUGGUGGUGGUGGAGAAAGAGUGCUAUGGUGUGCUUUGAGAGCUUUACAGAAAAAGUACAAGGAUGCCUCCUAUAUUGUCUACACGGGUGAUACUGGUGCUACAGCUGAGAAUAUUCUUGAAGGUGCAUACAGGCGAUUCAACAUCAGACUGAAAUACCCUGUGAAGUUUGUGUUCUUGAAUAGGCGCGGCUUAGUAGAAGCUUCCCGUUAUCCAUAUUUCACUCUGUUGGGUCAGAGCUUAGGAUCUCUGUUUCUUGGCUGGGAAGCUCUUACAAAGUGUAUCCCAGAUAUUUACAUUGACUCCAUGGGUUAUGCAUUCACACUUCCUCUCUUUAAAUAUCUGGGAGGUUGCAGAAUAGGAUGUUAUGUUCACUAUCCUACAAUCAGUACUGAUAUGCUUUCCGUGGUCAGAAAUCAGCAUGCGCAAUUUAAUAAUGCAGCCGUUAUCACAAAAAAUCCCCUUUUAAGUAAAAUGAAACUUGUAUAUUAUUACUUUUUUGCUUCCAUAUAUGGAUUAGUUGGUUCUUGUAGUGACACUGUCAUGGUUAAUUCUACAUGGACUCUCAAUCACAUUCUUUCCCUCUGGAGGUGUAGCGACCGCACAAGCAUUGUGUAUCCACCUUGUGAUGUACAGACUUUCCUGGAUAUUCCACUACAAGAAGAAAGCAGGAUUAUAAAACCAACAAUUGUUUCUAUAAGCCAAUUCAGGCCAGAGAAAGAUCACUCCCUGCAGAUUAGAGCCUUUGCUAAAUUGUUGGCAAAAACUGAAGGACAGCAACUAUUGCCAAAGCUUAUUUUGAUUGGGGGCUGUCGUAACCUAGAAGAUGACCACAGGGAUAUGUGCUACUUUAAAAUCAGAAAAGAUAAGAGUCUAAAUUGUGCCUUUUCUUUCUAUGCAAAGUUGCAAUAAAGAUUAAGAAAGAAUGAAAGAACCACAGUAUUAACAGCAAUCUGUUCUAUGUCUUUUAUAGGAAUUGUUGAAUGUAUGGCAGCUGGCACAAUUAUUCUUGCUCACAAUUCUGGAGGCCCAAAAUUAGAUAUUGUGGUACCCUAUGAAAGAAAUACUACUGGAUUUCUAGCAGAAGAUGAAGAUGGCUAUGCAGACUCUAUGGCUCAUAUCUUUUCAUUAUCUCCUGCCAAAAAGCUGCAGAUCAGACAAAGUGCCCGUGAAUCUGUGAAGAGGUUUGCUGAUCAAGAAUUUGAGAAAACAUUCCUAUUGUCUGUAGAGCAGCUAUUUAAAUAAAUUAUUUUGCUUGUAAAUAUAUGACAUACUUGAGUUAUUAUGGCACUACAAAUUAUACAUGUUCUACAUUUCUAUAGUGCAAUAAAGAUUUUAAUCUUUAAAUACUGAAGAUAUCCUGAUACAGCAC
Protobothrops mucrosquamatus (brown spotted pit viper) is the source of this 1600-nucleotide messenger RNA. RefSeq names its product GDP-Man:Man(3)GlcNAc(2)-PP-Dol alpha-1,2-mannosyltransferase-like. Gene Ontology annotation, cellular component: endoplasmic reticulum membrane. Gene Ontology annotation, biological process: protein N-linked glycosylation. Gene Ontology annotation, molecular function: GDP-Man:Man(3)GlcNAc(2)-PP-Dol alpha-1,2-mannosyltransferase activity. The transcript is spliced from 4 exons. Lineage: Eukaryota; Metazoa; Chordata; Lepidosauria; Squamata; Viperidae. The record is from RefSeq and is a predicted model, not a curated record.